UAUCGAAGUAUGUUUGUUUUUCCGGACAUCUCCCCCUAGUGUCUAUGCAUCAACUUCUCGGCUGGAACAGUUUCCGCACCGGGAUCUCAGCGUGAGUCAUUAUUCAGCUCCAGCACGCAGCCAUACCGACUGUCGGGAUGUGACCCCGGAACAGGACACCUCCUGAGAAACAACACUCCAUUCAAAUAAAACGGGCGAAAAAACGGAUCGCGACCAGCAGAGGGACCCCGGAGCCGCGGGGAUGAACCGCGAGGAGACGCCCGGGAAGUCCCCCGAGGAGAUGUACAUCCAGCAGAAGGUGCGCGUGCUGCUCAUGCUCAAGAAGAUGGGCUCGAACCUGACGCAGAGCGAGGAGGCGUUUCUGCGGAACUACGCUGGUGUGGUGCACAGUCAGAUGAGCCAACUGCCGCAGCACCCCAUCGACCAGGGUGCUGAAGAUGUGGUGAUGGCUUUCUCCAGAUCAGAAACAGAGGACCGGAGGCAGUGACCGUGACCCCCACCCCCCACCCCCCAGGCCCCACCCAGCUUAGGGACUGGGAGAGGAGGCCGCCCAAGAUGGGGGAGGGAAAUGAGCGGACAAACCGUGGGCGUAACGGGCCCCCCACCCCUCACCACCCCCUCCCCCCCUCCUAACCCAUCUUCCUUGAACAAACUGCUGCCCCACUGGGCCCCAUUGGGCCCCAGGCUUCUGUGGAAAAAGAACAGGAGACAACAUGGGCCAGAGCUUCCGGUUUACUUUUUUAUUUUUUAGUCGCUCUCAUUCACUCUUACCCUGUCUCUCUGGUGCUCUCUCUCUCUCUCUCAUACACAGACUCUCUCUCUCUCUCUCUCUCUACA
Messenger RNA from Anguilla anguilla (European eel), 837 nucleotides. RefSeq names its product beta-catenin-interacting protein 1. The record is from RefSeq and is a predicted model, not a curated record. The transcript has 4 exons. Gene Ontology annotation, molecular function: beta-catenin binding. Gene Ontology annotation, biological process: negative regulation of Wnt signaling pathway. Bases 242 to 487 code for a protein of 81 amino acids. Gene Ontology annotation, cellular component: cytosol; nucleus; beta-catenin destruction complex. NCBI's taxonomy places the organism in Eukaryota, Metazoa, Chordata, Actinopteri, Anguilliformes, Anguillidae.